CUCAACUCUCUCUUCACUCUUUCCCACAUUGCCAAUGGAAUGGAACCCAUCACAUCCGAGAAUUUCGGUACUCGAAAUACCUUCUCAGGCAGGUGGACCUCUAAACCUUUUUUUCCAUUGCGCCUCAUUGAAUAUCAAAAAGAAACUUGCUCACACGAGACUUGAAUCGACAUACGGAUGUUAUCGAACCAUUCCCGCUUCCGAAGGCGUUGUUUACAAUCCACAAACCCGCGCGACGCCCGUCAGAGACGACCAUCUCCCGUGUUUUGACUGAGUCCCGGCAGCAAAUUCCCGAACAAAACGGCAACAUUUGGCGCGUUCUGACUGGCUUACGCUCCUUGGCUCCCUCAUCGCCGUCAAAAGAGACAGCCAAGCCUGGGCGUUUUGCUGGGCGGCCAGCACACGUCUUCAUCAAUUAGAAGUGGCCAAUUACACCAAAUCUCAUUUCUGCUUCACCGCAAUGAGCACCGGUGGUCUGGUCAUUUCCCAGACUCGAAUCUCGAGUCAGGUCCUCCUUUCAUCCCAGGCCUUCGCUCGAACCGAUGCCAAAUUUCUGUCACCGGAGAAUAACCAAGAAAAAAUGAUGAGAGGAACUCCUGCACGAUGGCACGAACCACCAACUGACCGCGAACCUGUCAUGGCUGCAUACGAGACACUAGAUCAUUGCGUAAGCCCAUCAACGUCGCCAACAACUCACUGACAAUGACAGCAAACAACAACAAACAAAAAAGAUAACGGCACAGCCGCAGUAUCAGACGGGGGCAGUCGGGGGGGGCUAGGGCCUCGACCUGCCCUUGACUCCCAAUGCGAGACGUGUCGGGGACGAAGAUAAUCAGGGAGUAUCCUAUCCGUACACAACGAGGAAAAGAAGAGGCUCAAUUAUGCGACACGGAGGUCAACCGUCAACCGACAAGGUCCAUAACGGCAGGGAAGAGGGGCAACGCCGCCCGCCCGCAAAAAGGGCUGGUCCAGAGCCUCAAUCGAAACAAACCGCAGCAAGAACGCGGCAGAAGUGAGCCGCAUCCAUCACAUCACGGAUGAAUCAGGUCUUCGGGAAGAACCAUUUCCCUCCGAGAGAGAAAAACCGCCUUAACCUGCUCUCCUUCUUCCUCCGAGUCCCGGCUCGCGGGGGAAGAGCACCAGGGGGAGGAGAAGGGGAGCCUCAGAAGGGCCCUGCACAGAUCGCCAACGCAUCUGAUGCGACCGUAGGACCCGGUCUUGGCAGGCCCUUCGAGACUGCCCUGUGACGCCUCACAGCUGCCUCCGUUCAAGCGAAGCCCGGCCAGUGUCACCCGCUUCGGAUCACCCGUAAAUGCCAUGCUUCACCCGUCCGUCCAUCCUCCGUUCCUUUUCCCGCUACAAAAUCUGCCGUGUAGAAAGAAGCCUGAAAUAGCCCCCCUUUUUCUUUCGGGAUGCGGGCGACGGACGGGAUGAUGAGAAUCAAGGUGUAUCGAGACUCAAGUACUCCGUAGUCUCGUUAGUAGAUAGUCGGACGGGGAGUUAAGAAUGGGAAAAGAAACUAAUGUGAGGCAAAUGCGUGAAUGUCCACGGUUAUCUGUAGCCACACAGACAGCCGCGCCCCUUCUCAACUUCUUCCCCCGCAAAACUCCCAUAUCAACCGCACAUCUGGUCCUCGGGAUCCCUGCAUCCCGACCGUCCCGUGCCUCGCCAAAACUCCGGGAGCCUCUCACAACCUCUUCUCCUCUCCUCUCUCAGCCUCCUAUCUGUUCCGUUCUGUUCUGUUCCCCCUUCCCGUCCGACCGAGCCAGACUCGGCCAGUCAGAGGCUCAACGGCUUCGGUAAGCGGGAAGAGAACU
Molecule: messenger RNA, 1817 nt
Organism: Colletotrichum phormii
Lineage: Eukaryota; Fungi; Ascomycota; Sordariomycetes; Glomerellales; Glomerellaceae
Exons: 1
Coding region: 1507-1803 (98 amino acids)
Source: RefSeq, a predicted model, not a curated record